Messenger RNA from Schizophyllum commune H4-8, 2218 nucleotides. RefSeq names its product kinase-like protein. The transcript is spliced from 7 exons. Lineage: Eukaryota; Fungi; Basidiomycota; Agaricomycetes; Agaricales; Schizophyllaceae. The record is from RefSeq and is a predicted model, not a curated record. Bases 183 to 1937 code for a protein of 584 amino acids. Gene Ontology annotation, biological process: endocytosis; peptidyl-serine phosphorylation; signal transduction. Gene Ontology annotation, molecular function: ATP binding; protein serine/threonine kinase activity. Gene Ontology annotation, cellular component: nucleus; cytoplasm.
CGUGUACACUCACCUCCACCACCUCCUGCGUUCCCGCCCAAUUUGGCGCUGCUCCCACCUCACACCCACUGCGCGGGCACCCCUUCUUUGCGUUACCCAUCCCAACACCACACAAAUCCGGCCGAAAACUAGUUUCGCGCCUACGAGAUCCCCCAUCGGCGUGCGAUUGAUAAGCGCCGGAUAUGCUUUCUCUCGACGAGGGUAGCGCGUACUCGGAGUCGACGGGCGAGUCCGAAGGCUCGUGGCCAGAGUCGUCGGGAUCGGCGAGCCAGCUCGACGAGCAGGACGACGAUCAAAUCCCAUACUAUCUCGGACAUUACUACCUCCAGGAUCUGCUUGGGUCGGGGUAUUCAGGUUCCAUCUACCGCGCCGUGCACGUCCACAACGGCAAGACCGUCGCGCUCAAGGUACAGGACGUCCACCAUGAGUGCCCUACCAAUCGAUACGAGCGCGCCUUCUACCCCCUCCUCCAGGGCGGCGUCGGCAUGCCCACUAUGUGGGAAGCCGGCGUCCAGGGCAAGUGGGACUACCUGGCCAUUGACCUCCUCGGGCCCAGCUUGGACCAGCUCUACCGCAAGCACGGCAAGGGCGUCAUGGACCUUCGCAGUGUCAUCUCCAUUGCCAUUCAGCUGAUCAGCCGUCUGGAGCUUAUGCACGCACGCGGGGUGCUGCAUCGGGAUAUUCAGCUCGGCAACUGUACAAUUGGGCUCCCGCCAUUCGAGAAGACCAUCUACAUGAUCGACUUCGGGUUCUCCAAGCUCUACAUCGACCCAGUCACGCGGCGGCACAUUCCUGACAGCAAGAAGCCGCGAGAUUUCAUCGGCAACUACUGGUUCAGCUCCGUCGCCGUGCACUGUCGCGGAAAGGUUCCCUCUCGCCGCGACGACAUGGAGGCUGCUGCGCUCAUGCUCAUCCACCUCCUCACGCCCAACGGGCUCUCGUGGACACGCAAUGGAGUUCCGAAGACUGAUGAAGCGCACGACCGAUUGAAGCGGGAAAAGAAGAACGCUCGUCCAGAGGAUCUAUGCCGCGGGCUGCCGAGCGAGUUCGAGGAGUUUUUGCGAUACUGCAGGAGACUCAACUUCAUGGACCGCCCCGACUACCAGAGGUGGAAGGACGAGUUCGCAGCCCUGGCGGAGGAGCAAGGGUUCGGUGACUGUUCCCAAUUCGAAUGGCCGCCGAGGGUGCUGGAGAAGCCCUCACCACGCGUCAUCACGACCCCGAAGCGCAGUCUCGCACCGCCGCCUUCGGAGGAGUUGAACGAGAUUCUGCGCGGGCUGCAGAACCUCAACCUCGCCCCGCCUGACCGGGAGGUGCUCGGAGACCGGAAGAACAUCCAGCGGGCGGCAAGGCAAGCGGAGAAGAAGUCGAGCUUGGCGUCGUCGGACGCGAAGAAGAACUCCAACAUGGCGCCGUCGAACACGAUGGUGCCGUCGGACAACGCCAACUCGGACGUCGUGUACAUCAAGCGACAGUCACCUGCGGUCGGCGCGGCGAAGAAGGCAGACCUCAUUCGACAGCUCAGGGUCCGAGUGUCGAGCGCGGCGACGAAUGAGGCGCUGGCGGAGAUCGUGGCGGGCUUCGUGGAGGCGCUACAGUGCAAUAGCUCGAAGACGUUGACGAAUGCGGCGACGGACUUUUUGGACGCGUUGCAAAAGCAGUUGGCGCAGCCGUCAGUGUUUGAGGUGCCGGUGAGAACGUCCCAGAACUCGCGCGCGAGCGUCAUGCGCACGCGGUCGAGGGAGGAGUCGCAGGCCAAGCUGGGCAUAUUGGCGCGGCUGAAGCAUGAUGUGCGGACGGCGCGCAACAACGCUGCUCUCGCUGCGAUGGUGGACGACUUUUCCAAGGCAACGAACAAGACGUCGGGGAAGACGAUUACCAAAGACGGCUUCGCGUUCCUGGAGGGCCUGUCCCAGCGUCUGAAAGAGAUGCGGUAGUAGUGAAGAACAUACAGAAGAAGACUAGCGGUAAAGUACAAUCUUGUUGCCUCAUACAUACACACACAUCUACGCUAUAUUAUCUACUCCAUAUUGUCACUGCGCAUUGGACGAUCUUCCUGGUUCCUUUUCUUGUUGAUGGGGAGCUUUCUCCCCUUCCGUCUACGUACUUGUCUGUGUAUUUCCCGUAGUGUACUGUAAUUCAUCCGCGCGGCCGGAUGUUCGAUAUCGUGGAUGUAUCGUCGAUAUCAAGGAGGCAUCGGUCCUCCGUGUUCUCCGCG